GUGGGUGAAACAGGCUGAUCUCUCCUUGCUUGUGUAGUGUGUGGGCUGGGGUUGGUGGAGGCUCUUAUCUUGGCCGCACUUGGUCCGCACUUGUGCUCGGGGGGGCUUUUGUGUCCGGCUUUUGCUUUGCUUUGUGUAUGCGAGUUUUUGCUUUGCUCCGCGGCGCUCCUCCCGGGCAGGAGGCGUAGGGCUCGGAGGCGGCAGCGCGGUCCCCCCGGGCAAAGAGCGAGCGCGCCGGCUUGAGCUGCGGGUGUGAGGUCUGCAGGGAAGGGGAUUCGCCGCGGAGAUGCCGGAGUUCCUGGAAGACCCCUCGGUCCUGACGAAAGAGAAGUUGAAGAGUGAGUUGGUCGCCAACAAUGUGACGCUCCCGGUCGGGGAGCAGCGCAAAGACGUUUACGUGCAGCUCUAUCUGCAGCACCUCACGGCGCGCAACCGGCCGCCGCUGGGCGCCGGCGCCAACAGCAAGGGGCCCCCGGACUUCUCCAGCGACGAGGAGCGCGAGCCCACCCCGGUCCUCGGCUCCGGGGCCGCGGUCUCAGGCCGCAGCCGGGCCGCCGUCGGCAGGAAAGCCACAAAGAAAACUGAUAGACCCAGACUAGAAGAUAAAGAUGAUCUAGAUGUAACAGAGCUCACUAAUGAAGAUCUUCUGGAUCAGCUUGUGAAAUAUGGAGUGAAUCCUGGUCCUAUUGUGGGAACAACCAGGAAACUAUAUGAGAAAAAACUGUUGAAACUGAGGGAACAGGGAACAGAGUCAAGAUCAUCUACUCCUAUGCCAGCAAUUUCUUCAUCAGCAGAAAAUACAAGGCAGAAUGGAAGUAAUGACUCUGACAGAUACAGUGACAAUGAAGAAGGAAAGAAGAAAGAACACAAGAAAGUGAAGUCCACUAGGGAUUUUGUUCCUUUUUCUGAACUUCCAACUACUCCCUCUGGUGGAUUUUUUCAGGGUAUUUCUUUUCCUGAAAUCUCCACCCGUCCUCCUUUGGGCAGGACUGAACUACAGGCAGCUAAGAAAGUUCAUACUUCUAAGGGAGACCCACCUAGGGAACCUCUUAUUGCCACAACCUUGCCUGGCAGGGAACAAUUGCAGAAGUUAGCCUCUGGAGGUAAUUUGUUUACUUCCUCCAAGUCUAGCCAUGAUAGAUGUUUAGAGAAAAGUUCUUCGGCAUCUUCUCAGCAUGAACUCGCUGCCAUGUUGGUCUCUGCUGCAGCUUCUCCUUCACUGAUUAAAGAAACCACCACUACUUGCUAUAAAGAUAUAGUAGAAAACAUUUACCAUGGAGAGAAAAGUGGAAUUCAACCAUUGUGUACUGAGAGGUCCCGUGUUUCAGAUCAGUCAGUUCUCUCCAGUGAAAGGAAAGCACUAGAAGAGUCUGAGAGAUCACAAGUAAUUUCUCCACCACUUGCUCAGGCAAUCAGAGAUUAUGUCAAUUCUUUGUUGGUCCAGGGUGGGGUAGGUAGUUUGCCUGGGACUUCAAACUCUACAGCCCCACUGGAUGUAGAAAACAGAUGGAAGAGAAUUGAUCGAUCUAAUUAUCAAGACACUGAGUCCCUGUCUCCUCCACGAAAAUUCCCUCGGCUCAGUGAAAAGUCAGUAGAGGAAAAGGAUUCAGGUUCCUUUGUGACAUUUCAAAAUACACCUGGAUCUGAACUGUUGUCAUCUUUUGCCAAAACUGUUGUCUCUCACUCACUCACUACCUUAGGCCUAGAGGUGUCUAAGCAGUCACAACAUGAGAAAAUAGAUGCCCCAGAACUAUCUUUUCCCUUCCAUGAAUCUAUUUUAAAGGUAAUUGAAGAGGAGUGGCAACAAAUUGACAGAAAACUGCCUUCAUUGGCAUGCAAGUAUCCAAUUUCCUCCAGAGAGGCAACACAGAUAUUAUCAGUUCCAAAAGUAGAUGAUGAAAUACAGGAGUUUAUUUCUGAAGCCACUCCACCAGUAGGUAUUCAGGCAGCUUCCACGGACUCUUGUGAUAAACAGUUAGACUUAGUACUUUGUAGAACAUACGAAGCUGCAGCAUCAGCAUUGCAGAUUGCAACCCAUACUGCCUUCGUAGUUAGGGCUCUACAGGCAGACAUUAGUCAGGCUGCACAAAUUCUUAGCUCAGAUCCUAGUCAUUUGCACCAAGCACUUGGGAUUCUGAGCAAAACAUAUGAUGCAGCCUCAUUUCUUUGUGAAGCUGCAUUUGAUGAAGUAAAGAUGGCUGCCCAUAGUAUGGGAUCUUCCACGUUAGGUCGCCGCUAUCUCUGGCUGAAGGAUUGUAAAAUUAAUCCAGCUUCGAAGAAUAAGCUGGUGGUUACUCCCUUUAAAGGUGGAACAUUAUUUGGAGGAGAAGUGUAUAAAGUAACUAAAAAGCGUGGAAAUAAGCACUAAUAAAGUUAAGAAUAAAAAUACCUAUUUGAUCUUUGAUACGGGGAACUUAGCAGCUUCCCUAAGAAUUUCAAGUGCUUUUAUGCCAAGAUUUUGAAGAUCUUUUUAGACUCCAGAUUGGGCUAUUUUCGAAGUCAAGCUUCUGCCCAUCAAACUGUAGUUUCAGACUAUUUGCCUACGUAGAACUGCCUUUACUUUUUCGGUUGCACAGAUAGGAAAAGCCUGAUAGAAACAAUUUAAAGAUUUCUGGGUCACAUUUUUGCCUCAUACAGUUCAUUCUCUCCUAUUAAGAUUUUACAAUUCUCCAAGAUAUAGAAAACGCUAAUAGCUAGAAUAUAAGUGGAGUCUUCACUGAUUUAAAUAUUACUAUAUAUUUUUUCACUUUCUGGAACUUGUCUACAUUUUUUUCUUUUAUUCUCACUUUUGUUUGUUUUUCCUUCUGUAUUCCUUCAUAAUAUUCUAGAUCAAUGAAAUUCAAAGUGCCAGUCUGUAGACAGUUACUGAUCCACUGAUAAGUAUGCAACAGAAUUUGGAUCUAGAGACACUUUUUAGAUGAAUGACAGUGUUUAUUUUUGUGGCAAAUUUUUAUUGAUAAAACAGUGUGCCAGUUUACAUUCUGGUGCAAGUGUCUCAUUUCUUUAAGGACUGGUAACAAACAGUUCAUGGACCACACCUUACAAAAUACUGCUUUAAACCAUGUAAUUGUGGAAUGGUGCAUUCUAACUAUCACUGUAGUGUGUCAGAUGAACUAGACACUGGAAAAGUGGGGCCUUUUUUUUUUUUUUUUUUUUUUAAUAAUUUCAGGUUCUGUUGUGGUUCAUGGAUGGUUAGAUUUAAUCUAAAUUCUAAAAGCAGAUUUAAGCUAUUUUUAAAAAAUUCCUAAGAAACACUAUAUUCCGUUGUGUAAAGCAGUAUAUUGUGUUUUCAUUUCUAUGAUUGUAAGAUGAGUCUAACUAUAGAGACAUUUAAUAAUCAAAUUUCUUUGUAUUUUUAUGGAAAAUAGUAGUGUUAAGUAUCAGCAAAGUUCAGUCCCUUUGGUACUCCUGGCAAUUAUUAUAUUUUUACUAUACAUGUCCAUCUUUGCAUCUUCCUGGGAGUAAUUUUAUUUGUCAUUUGUCUUCUGGAAUGUACAUGUAUACAUGUACCUACUAAGUGCUAUGUGACUUUUUCUAAUGUAUUACUGUAGAAUGCUUCUGCAAAUUCAAUAAAGUUGUAAUUUGAACAGU
This is a messenger RNA of Enhydra lutris kenyoni (northern sea otter), 3591 nucleotides long. RefSeq names its product thymopoietin. The record is from RefSeq and is a predicted model, not a curated record. Lineage: Eukaryota; Metazoa; Chordata; Mammalia; Carnivora; Mustelidae. Bases 287 to 2368 code for a protein of 693 amino acids. Gene Ontology annotation, molecular function: DNA binding. The transcript is spliced from 4 exons.